Messenger RNA from Mizuhopecten yessoensis (Yesso scallop), 4601 nucleotides. RefSeq lists its product as uncharacterized. The transcript is spliced from 5 exons. NCBI's taxonomy places the organism in Eukaryota, Metazoa, Mollusca, Bivalvia, Pectinida, Pectinidae. The coding region runs from base 115 to 3642 and encodes 1175 amino acids. The record is from RefSeq and is a predicted model, not a curated record.
CACAUAACAAAAGCACGUGCUCAUUUGUCAAAAGCAGACGUCAAAAUGCUCGCUAUCAACCUGUGCUGUGAAGAAAGCUAAAACUUUGUAGGUUAAACUGAAUAAAGGUGAAAGAUGGACAUUGAAAAGGAAAGUCAGAAGCUGGUGACUAACAUCUUAGUGGAGCUCUGUGAUCAAGUGCUUGAACAUUGUCAUAGAAAUGUGUGUACUGAAAACAAUGGAAACAAAAUAUUUGAUGAAACAGAAAUUACAAAAUGUGUCCAAGAAACACUUUCUUAUAUUGUUGAACGGUGUUGUCUUUGUCCAAAUCAAGAACUAAAAGUGAAUAUUGAAGACGGUAAAUUAAAAACAACUUGUAACAUUCUUGCUGAUGAAGAUAGGAAAAAAGACCGGUAUUUAGAUAGCAUGUUUCACCAAUCAGCACCAAUAAGUCAGGUUGAGAAAGCUCAAAACACAAGUAGCAAAAGUUCAUAUAUGUAUCAUGUUUUGGGGAUAGAAGAAGAUAAUGUUUCUAUCAAAUGUCAUUCACAAAUGACUGAGUAUUUAGCAAUAGAUAUAGACUGUACAGAUUCUGAGCAGACGGCGCCAACACAUAAUACUGUACCUUGUGGAAAAGAUGAAGUCUCUGUUCAGGAAAACGGGUGUUUGGAAGAUGAAUUUGCCUUUGAUAAAGAAGAUAAUUUCUCAGAAAAUGAUCUUUGUCAGGACAUUGGAGAAGAAUGUUUUGAUGUAAAAGAGGGUGUUAAAGAAGCACAAUUAGAUAAACAAGUAGCUGUGCAACAUGCGAUAGAUGCCGAUAUGGAAUCUGUGGAUCAAACAAUUGUACCAGACCAAGAACACAGUACCAUUCAGCUAUAUCAGGAAGCUGAACCUCACAAAUUGGAUCGGACAAAUGAAAAUUUUGAGAUUCAAGUAAAAAUGCAGCAUCAGACACAUUUGGAUGAAGAACAAGAAGAUCUAAGGGAUAAAACUGCUGUGAAGAAUUUGAGUUUUCAGGAAAUUGUGCAUGACCAUUCACUUGACCAAUCUGUCAAACAAUGUCAUUUUCCCAAGCAAAAUGAUGUAGAUGAUCGGAAAUCUGGACAGACAUUAGAAAAGGCUGUAGACCAAGCUUCUCAGCAAAAUGUGGUGAAAGACCAUUUGAGUACGCAAGAUGUUUCACAAGGCAAGCCUUCCAAACAUACUGUUCUAGACCAGGUAUUUGAGCAAUCUGUUGAGCAAGACAAGGACAUGACUUCUCACGAAAUUGUUCAAGAGCAAACAUCUGAACAAUCUGUUGAGCAAGACAAGGACAUGACUUCUCACGAAAUUGUUCAAGAACAAACAUCUGAACAAUCUAUUGAGCAAGACUCUACAUUUCGGGAAACUCUUGAGCUUGAAUGGAAAUAUGAGCAAUCUGUUGAGCAAAACCAGAUUUUUAUUCUAAAUGAGUCACAAGAAACUCCACAUUGCAUAUCUUAUGGACAAUUUAUAGAACAUGACCAAGCUUCUCAGCAAAAGUUGCUACAAGACCAAACAUUUGAGAAAUCUGUGCAACAAAACAAGACUCAUCAGGAAAUUCCUUUGCCUGGCUGGACAUUUGAACAAUAUAUUGAACGAGACCAGGCUAAAUCUGAGGAAAAUCUUGUUUCUGAUUGGUCAGCAAAAGCAUCUCUUGACCAAGACAAGACUUUUAUGUUAAAUGAGACACAAGACCAAACACCUGAAGCAUCAGUUAAAAGGAAGGAGAUUUUGAUGUUAAAUGAAACACAAGACCAAACCUGUGGACAAUCUGUAAAACAUGACCAGACUUAUAGGCAAACUAUAGUAAUAAACCAAGUAUCUAAACAGUGUGAUGUAAAAGAUCAGCCUUUCAAGCAAAAUGUGGACAGUCAAAUAGCUGUGCAAUAUGUUGAAAAUAAUCAGACUUGUCAGGAAGUUAUUUUGCCUGAGCAGACAUUUGAACAAUCCGUUGAAAAAAAACAGGCUUCUCUGCAAAAUGAGACACAAGACCAGACAACUGUAGCAUCUGUUGAACAAGACCAGACUUCUCAGCAAAAUGUGGUGCGAGACCAGUUGUCUAAGCAAUGUGUUGCACAAAACCAGCCUUCCAAAGAAACUGUGCAGGACCAGGCCUUUGAGCAUUCUGUGAAACUACACAAGGACAGGACUUAUGUGGGAAUGGUGCAAGACCAGACAUUGACUCCUGAACAACCUGUUGAACAAAACCAGACUUCUCAGGAAAUUGCUGUGCCUGCCCAGACUUCUUAUAAAAAUGGAGCAUUUGACCAAGCACAUGGACGAUCUGUUGAACAACACCAGAUUUCCAAAGAAAAUGUAGCAAACGAUCAAAUAAUUAUAGAGCACAGCGUUGCGCUGAACCAAAUUUCUAAGAAAAAUAUUGUACAAACAUCAAAGGUGAAAGACCAUAUAAUCACAGAAAACAUACAAGGUCAGAGAGUUGAGAAAACUACAAUGCAAGGCCUGAUAUUUGAGAACAAUGUUCUACAAGAUCAAAUAUUUCCACAAUCUAUUGUGCAAGUACAGACAUUGGAGCAAGAUGUUUUGCUGGAACAGAAAUCUGAGACAACUGCAGUGCAAGUUGGAAAGGAAUCUGAAAAUUUUAAAGAUCAAACAUUUGAUGGUGUAAUGCAAGAGCAAGUCACACAGAAAAGUGUUCUUUCAGAGAAUAAAAUCGAACAAGCCAAUCUACAUGACAAUCAUGUGGAGAAAACAACUUCACAAAAAGCAACAGUUGAUAAGGAAGAGAUUGAAAAUGAGCAAAUAGUUCAGCAAAUCGCUGAAGAUCAGAAUUUCAAUGAACACAAUAUGUCAGAUAUUGAUAUUAAAACCUUGAAACUUUUUGAAAAUUCUGAAGAACAGUUUUGUCAACGACAUCAAAUAACCAUAAAACAAAAUGCUGUACAAAUAGAUAGAACAUUGAAUGGUGAAUGUGACCAUUACAAAGUCAGGAAUGAGAAAAGGAUUGAAGUCUUGGACGAGAAAAUGAUUGAAGGAACUGAGCUCUUUUCUUCACAUGAAAACUCAAAGGACAAAAAUAAUGAACUAUCCCUGAUGGGUGCAACAGAUCAAAGAAUGAUUUCUCAAAAUCAGCAGGUGCAAUAUUGUUCUGAAGAGAAUCCAUCCUGUAGACCAAAAAGGAAUUUUGUUGCUGCAGAGGACACAAAGUUCACUAAAGAGGAAUCGGAUAUAAAAAGACUGUGUAUUGGCUUGCAAUGCUCUUCAUCAAUGGAGGACCAAGCUGUACCAUCUGUUGAGACUGCAGAUCAUUUCCUGACCCAGGAAGAAGCAUGCAUUUACAACUGUUAUGGAGCUUCAAAACCAUUCAAGAAAGAGACCAUUGGAGCAAAUGAAAUCUGCACUAAUGAUUCAGUGCUGGACGCUGAACUCACAGAAAAACCAAUAAUUCAAAAUGAAUGUGACUUGCCAGAUCAAGAAAUGCCUUCACGGGAAGGUGGUGCAUUUAAAUGGAAGUAUGUUCCUUCUUUUGAAACUGAUGCUGUUGCUCCAAAGAAAGAUGAACAGGAUGGUUGUGUGCAGCUGAUCAGGGUUGUGUCUCUUCCCAUAUGCAGAAAACCUAGGAGACUUGGACUUUCAAAAAAACAAAAGAUUCAACAUUUACAUCCAAAAUUUCAUCCUUAAUGAGCAAGCAUUGAUUAAAAUGUAAAAUUAUAUCUGUCCAGCCACAAUAUUGAGUGAAGCGUAUCUUAUAAACUCCUGAAAUGAAGAGUUAUGCCCCUUUUUGCAUAACUGCUUUUAUAAAGCAAUGAUGGGUUUUCUCUCAAACUUGGCAUAGUACUUCCCUAUAAUAUAAUGCUGUGUCCUUUAGCAUGUCGUCAAAUUUGGACAAUUUUUUUCUAGAGAUUUGCCCAUUUUCAUGCAACUUUUGUCCAGGAUAUUACGUCAAAAAUAUCUAAUACAUUGAAGUACUUAAUUGGAAAUUUUAUUAUACUGAAGUUGUGGAGGGUGUGUGUGUGUGUGUGUCGGGAAUCAGGUUGUCUGUCUGCUCUAUUCCUCCCAAAGUAAUGCACCGAUUCAUUGAUUCUUGGUACACAGAACCCUUACAUAGAGGGGAUGUGUAUGAAGUAUAUAGAUUGGUUCACAUUGCUACUUGGUUCACAUAUUGCUUGUAUUGAUCUGAUGUGAAUAAAUCAUAUAUAUCGACUCUAAUGCGGCGACUAAUGUGGAGACCCUUCCCAAAGUAUUGCACUGAUUUAAAGGUUGUUACUGCAUACAUAUAGACACCCCUGCAGGGAUCGAAAAAAUUAGAAUGGUUUUGUGCCCCUAUCUUAAAAAAACUUUCUAAAAAAUGAUAACUGUGAUUUUUUGUGAAUGGGAGUGGGAGGGUGGUGUUAGUCAGCCAUCCUGUCAUGGCGACAGUUUUAGUUGUGUUUAUCAUGUUACAUGGGGGUGGGAUGGUGGUAUUAGUCAGUCAUCCUGUAGUGACGACAGUUUUAGUUGUGUUUAUCAUGUUACAGUGGGGUGGGAGGGUGGUAUUAGUCAGCCAUCCUGUCCAGGCGACAGUUUUUGUUGUGUUCAUCAUGUAACAUGGGAGUGGGAGGGUGGUAUUAGUCAGCCAUCCUGGAGUGAUGACAGUUUUA